AUGCCUCGACGGUCGUCUCGAUCUGAUCCUGCGUCGCCUGAAGCGCCUAUGGCGUCAAAGCGACGCGCUUCAGCCAGACUGUCCGCCGCCGAACCGGGGGUCAAGCGGGUCAAGUCAAACGCCGACCUGUCCCUCCGUCAGGCAAAGUCCACGACCAGCAAGAGCAAGUACUUCGAGCCGGAAGACUCCGAUGAGCCCGACUCUGAGUCCGACGCCUCUGCGGGGGGAUCUUCUGGCUCUUUGUACGAGGAAGCAAAGGAGGAAUCCCCCGCCGAGGAUGCGGAGCCGGAAGAACUUUCCGACACCGACAAGCAUGCGAAGAAAAACCCCAGCGCGAGGGGAAAGCAGCGACACAGCACCGGCAGCGGACACGACCUUAUGAAGGGCCAGGAGCUCUGGCGCGAGGGCGUUAGAGCGGGCCUAGAGCCAGGGCAAGAAGUUAUCAUCGCGAAGCCGAAGGCCCGGGACGCGGGAAAGACCCCGUACCGGGAUGAGACGCUGCAUCCCAAUACAAGGCUGUUUUUGAUCGAUCUAGCUACCAACAAUGACCGCCAAUGGCUAAAAGCGCAUGAUCCGGAUUACCGAGCGGCAAAGAAGGACUUCGAGACAUUCGUUGAUUCCCUCACGCCGAAGAUUGCGGAGGUGGACGCUACCAUUCCGGAACUUCCUGUGAAGGACCUGGUAUUCCGCGUCCACAGGGAUAUUCGCUUCAGCAAGAAUCCACUUCCAUACAAGACCCAUUUCUCUGCUGCCUGGUCUCGGACUGGUAAGAAGGGCCCGUACGCAGCAUACUAUGUCCACUUCCAGCCAGGUUCUUGUUUUGUUGGUAGGUUGUCCCCCGGCUGUUGCCAUCACUAUCCUGCCUUUCCUUUUGUGAUUUCAUCCAUUGCGGCUGAUACCAAGCUGUGUGUAGGCUGCGGGCUGUGGCAUCCCGAGCCAGAGCCACUUGCACUGCUGCGAGAGGACAUCGACGAGAACUCGGCUGGCUUGAAGGAGGUACUCCGGGCGCCGGAGAUGCGUCGUGAGUUUCUGAAGGGAGUGUCCGACGAUGCCGAUGCGGUUGUGGAUGCUUUUACGCAUCACAAUAAGGAGUCUGCUCUCAAGACGAAACCCAAGGGUUACGAGGCGGACAACAAGAACAUCAAAUUACUUCGACUACGCAGUUUCACCAUUGGAAAGCCCAUUGCGGAUGAUGAACUCACUAGAGACGAUGCACAAGAGAAGAUUGCUGCUUUGGUUAGGGUCAUGGAGCCUUUCGUGACGUAUCUCAACAGUGUAGUGAUGCCCGAUCAGUGA
Molecule: messenger RNA, 1296 nt
Organism: Penicillium egyptiacum
Lineage: Eukaryota; Fungi; Ascomycota; Eurotiomycetes; Eurotiales; Aspergillaceae
Source: the annotation of a GenBank genome assembly